Messenger RNA from Mugil cephalus (flathead mullet), 5293 nucleotides. RefSeq lists its product as uncharacterized. Lineage: Eukaryota; Metazoa; Chordata; Actinopteri; Mugiliformes; Mugilidae. Gene Ontology annotation, biological process: negative regulation of transcription by RNA polymerase II. Gene Ontology annotation, molecular function: DNA (cytosine-5-)-methyltransferase activity, acting on CpG substrates; DNA binding. The coding region runs from base 112 to 3864 and encodes 1250 amino acids. The record is from RefSeq and is a predicted model, not a curated record. Gene Ontology annotation, cellular component: nucleus. The transcript has 20 exons.
GGGGUCUAGGGGGUCGGUGGAUGAAACCAUUGACUGUUGGUGCGUUCCAGUUGAAAAUUCCAACUCGGAACUUGCAACACUGGUAGUUUAAAUACCACACGGAGGGAACAGAUGGAGAUGGCAGUGAAUGUACCCCCAAAUGCACCGGAUUCAUUAAAACGCUAUGAGGUGCUGGGUUUGCUCAAUGAAUCUUUACAGACAAAUUUCACCAACGUGGACCAAGUAUGCAGAGACUCUUCCCAGCCCCCAGAACAGAAACAAGAGAUUAUUGGGACCAUGAAUGGCAAGGCAUCGGAUGACGAAAAACCAAGGGACAAUUUGGACAAGAAUGCAGAUGCGAUAUUGGUGAUAUCAGAUGACGAUGAUGACGAUGUGGUGGAAGUGAUAAUAGGGCACAAUUUAGAAGAAGUGCAUUCAACUUUGAAAGAUGUGAGUGAUCAGGGUCAGUCAAAAGUAGUGAAGUCUGAUGCACUGAAAGCAGAGGCAGACAGGGGAAGUCAAGGAAAUAGGUUUGACAGCAAUGAUAAUUUGGUGCACUUUAUCCAGAAAUACUGCUCUGAUUAUGUGGAUGCAGUCCAACCAAAAGAAAUCAUCCAGGCCUGUUCUGAUACACCUUACUGCCUCUAUCUGUAUGUUGGGGUGGAACUGGACGGAGGACAAAGUACAAGUGUUGUUCUGAUUGGCUAUGUUGACCAGAGCUCAGGCAUUAGUGCAGUGAGGCUGCUGUGCACUCUGAAGAUGAGUUUUGAUACCACUGAUGAAAAAAUCUCACACACGGACACUGUCAGGAGAAUGCACCCAGCAAUUUCUGAUGCACGUCUUCUGAUUGAAACGCUCAAAGCGACUGGUCUUACUUGGUCCAACCUUUCCCUCUUUUAUUGUAACGCUCCACACCCAGAGGUGAGUCGGGUGUUCGUGUCCUCCCUCCAGAGUUUCAACCCUAGAUUUAUAUCACUCUGCGGGCUCCAUGGGAUGACAGGGAGAACCUGCCAGGCUGGAGUCCUGGCUUCCUUUAGCCACGUGGUCGACCUGAUUAGAGACGUCUAUCAUCACUACUCCGCCUGCCCUUCCAUUAGUUUGUCAGAGCUAUUUUCUGAUGCAGAAUCUUACAACCCAUCCCAUCCCAUCUCAGCACAGUGCCUAGCAUUUAUCCGCACUGUGCAGAAGAUGGUCAGCUGCUGGAGGGAUUUGGUGGAUUAUUUUAAACGAACAGUGGGUGCCGACCAGAUCAGAACCCAGCUGAUGGAUCCUAAAGUCAAGCUGCAUUUCCUGUUCCUCUCAGACACGUUGGAGCCCCUCAGAGCUCUCCAAGAAUUACACCAGAGCGAUACUGCGGACAUGGCUGUGGAGCUCCAGCUGACCUCGAUGCUGGUUAGCUCCUAUGCAGCCAGCAUCUUCCAGCCAGCCACCAUUGAGCGCUUUCUCAUGUGGCGAUAUGUGCACCUGCUCUACAGUGAGAAGGACCUACUCCCCAUGGCAGAGGUCAAUGUGGGUGUACAAGCAAAAAACUUCCUGUGGGCCACCCCUGUUGUGGAUCUGGGGGAAGCGGACAGGGCUCACUUCCAGAAGGAUGCACAGUCUUUUUAUAAAGCGGCGCUGCAGAGUCUAGUGACGAGCAUUCCUGGACAGUUUGGAGAUGUGGCACUGAGGAAUAUUGGCAAACUGCUGAAACAUCCUGAAAAUAUCAGUGAUAAUAAGUUGCCCAGGCAUGUCGUGUCAGAUUUGGGGUAUCAGCUGGGCCUGUGCUUUGGCAAUUCUUCACGAUCACAGCAGCUGGCACGUGACUAUGUCACUUUCAUUCAGACUUUAAAGGACGAACCUAGGAGAAUGGAAGGAGAAACUCAUUGCUUGACAAAGUUGCUGCACAAAACAAAGAAGUACACUACUCUGCAUAGACUCUUCCUGACUAUCCUGGCCCUGCCAAGGUCUCUGCACAGGACACAUGUGUUUGCUAAGAUGGUCAGCAGCUCAAAGAUUACUCGUGACACAAAGAAAACUUCAAUAGACCGCAGGAGGAAACUGCCUGUUCAGGCAGCUUAUGGUCACAAGAAGGUCCAAGUGAAGCGUCAAGAGAGCUCCUCUGAGGAGGAAGACACUAUUGCUGCCAGACGCGUAUAUGUUCCUGUGAAAUGCUCCAGUACUAUGGAGGACUCGGGCGACACAGACAACUCCUCUGAUGUGGUAGAGGUUAAACAAAAGCCCAAACUACCUCGGCACCGCAGACGGAUCAAGUCAAAAGUGGUGACAAAACGAAACGGGAUGAAGGUGAGGAAGAACAUCUUCAAGAAAUCCUCAUCUAUUCGUGUCUCAUCCCACUCUGUGAGCAUAAAGCGACGCAUCAACACUGAGACUGAGUCGCCAAAUGUUGUUCCAGGCAAGAAGAGGGGCUACACUAAAGCUUACAGUAAAGACAACCCAACAGGCAGUGUGUACGUACAGCCUGACCAGAAACUGAGAGAGAUGACCAUUCGUAGGAUCAUGGACAUGAAUCUGGACAUUGAAGGCUUCUGUUUGUGUUGCGGAACUGAAGAAACUGAGAUAUUCCACCCACUCUUUAAAGGACGUCUCUGCUUGAAGUGUAAAGAUAACUUCAAAGAAACCCUGUAUCGUUACGACGAGGAUGGUUAUCAGUCCUACUGUACAAUCUGCUGCUACGGGAUGGAGGUCAUACUGUGUGGUAAUGAUAGCUGCUGCAGAUCGUUCUGUGCAGACUGUCUGAACAUCCUUGUUGGUCCAGGGACGUUUGAAGCACUGACCGUGGUUGACCCGUGGAUCUGCUACUUGUGUAAACCUCAUCAGGCUCACGGGGCUUUAGUUCCCAGGGACGACUGGAGCACUCGCGUUCAGGAGUUGUUCGCCAACAACAGUGCCAUGGAAUUUGAGCCCCAUCGCGUCUACCCUUCAAUCCCUGCCAACCUGCGCAGACCAAUUCGAGUGCUCUCAUUGUUUGAUGGCAUAGCGACAGGCUACCUGGUGCUGAAGGAUCUUGGCUUCAAAGUUGAGAAAUAUGUUGCCUCUGAGGUUUGUGAGGACUCGCUUGCUGUGGUGAUGGUCAACCAUGAAACGAAGAUCAUCCAAGUUGGUGACGUCCGGUCAAUCACAGAUAAACAAAUUCUGGAGUGGGGUCCAUUUGAUUUGCUGAUUGGGGGCAGCCCCUGUAAUGACCUCUCCAUUGUCAACCCGCUGAGGAAAGGCAUCUAUGAGGGCACUGGCCGGCUGUUCUUUGAGUUCUACCGCAUCCUUCAUCUGCUGAAACCCAAAGAGGAAGACCCCCGGCCGUUCUUCUGGCUGUUUGAGAACGUGGUCUUCAUGAACACACAUGACAGAGUCAACAUCUGCCGCUUUCUCGAGUGUAACCCUGUGCUAGUGGAUGCAGUCAAAGUGAGCCCAGCGCACAGAGCUCGGUACUUCUGGGGAAACAUCCCAGGGAUGAGCAGGCCCAUCAUAGCCUCCCAGAGCGACAAGCUGAACCUCCAGGACUGUUUAGAGAUUGGUAGAGAAGCCAGGAUGACGAAGGUGAGGACAAUCACCACUAAUCCAAACUCCCUGAAGCAGGGCAAAAAUGUGUCUCUGCUGCCUGUCCUCCAUAACGGCAAAGAGGACAUUCUGUGGAUCACUGAGCUAGAAAGAAUAUUUGGUUUCCCCAAACAUUACACCGACGUGAGGAACAUGAACCGGCAGCAGAGGCAGAAGGUGCUGGGGAAGGCGUGGAGUGUGCCGGUCAUCCGUCACCUCUUUGCUCCUCUGAAGGACUAUUUUGCUUGUGAGGAGCUGACUCCUGUGACCACAUUCAACACAUCUAUAUCCAAUCCUUCCCCCUCCCCGUCCCCCCCUGCUUCCCCAGAACUGCAGCAGUUGCGGUAGGGGACACUGGUCAUGUUUUGUGUAUACAUAUAUAGUAUUUGUGGGUUUUAACACCACAUUUUCCUUUGUUUUUCCUUCUUAAUACAUGAUGUUUUUAAGACACUUUCAGACUGUCCUUUUCCCCAAAUGACUGUGAUACUAGCUAGUGACACGUUGGCCUAGAAGACUAAACAUCAAUUAAAAUAUAGUGGCAGUGUCCUAAAUGGUAAUUCACUGUUACCCUCACAAUAGUUGUUUCUUAGUGUUCGCUGCUGUCAUAACAACUUCCCCAGAAGGACUAUUUUGCCUUGGCAACACUUAAAUACCUCAUACACCACAGCUACAUUUUAUUUAAAACAUAUGAAAUUGCAUAAGGAGUCUAGCUGCUUUACUGUGAAAAACAGCUUGGUUUACUUUACAUUCCUUUUCCAGUGUUUUCCAGUGUACUUCAUUAAUAAGUCUAUGUAUAUCAGAAGAAGAAAAUGUCUUGUUUAUUCUUGUUUCAUCUAUUGUAUAUUUCUAUGGUCAAUUAUGUGUUUUCAGGAGAACUCUUUGAAUUAUGUGGAUUAUUACUGCUGCAUUGUGUGUGCUGCGUGGCCUGUGUGUACAGGUGUGUUUGCACUGCCACUUUGACAGCAGCAAAACUAUGAUAGACCCAAAGAUCAGUUGAUGUUAUUUUUCUUGUCCUUAUAAUGACAAAGCCAUACUGAACCAUGCUGAUACCUGCUGAGUCAUUUUUGUUUUACUUUGAACUGUGGACUUUGAUAGAUCUUCUAUUGCAGUGUGUGUAUUUUUAUACCUUUUGGGACAUUUUCACAUUUCGCUGAAAGAAAUGUAUAAAUGUCCACAUGAUGACUACAUGAAUUCAUCUCCUUGUGUUAUAAGGUCUUGUUAUUGUGCAUGCUGGCUCACUGUCAGGACUUGCAGGGACACUUGAUGAGAAAAGAGACAUUGUUAAUGUCUUCAGUGUUUUUACUACUUUUCCUAAAUGUGUCCUUUAUCUCUAAGGAUGAGGCAAUACAUAAAACACAGUCAGUUCCCUAUUAACCGUGUUUAAUUUUUCCAUAUCGUAACGCUGUAGAAGAUCCAACCCAAGACUUUGGCUCCCAUUAUGGUUGGUAUUAUGGCCUCAAUGUAUUACUUUAACCUGUAACUGCUCAGAACUGACAAAUGAUUGAAUGUAGCAGUAACCAUAUCAAAAUUUUAAGAGUGAUUUUUUUUAAUGCUUCUUGUCCAAAUGAUUUUUUUUUUUUUUUUUGUAGAAUACCAAUACUGAUAUUGAUGGUGUAUCAUGAAUACAGGUUUUUAAAUGGGUAACAUUUUUGUGCAUAACAGCAGACUCAAGAACAUGUCAAACUAAGCUUUUACUUGUAUCAAUGUUUGAACACAAAACAGUGUAUAUUUUUGAUCAACUGUCUGAAUGAAAAUCAUUUCACAGUAAUAAAAUAAA